Belonocnema kinseyi is the source of this 3752-nucleotide messenger RNA. RefSeq names its product E3 ubiquitin-protein ligase SMURF1 (gene Smurf). NCBI's taxonomy places the organism in Eukaryota, Metazoa, Arthropoda, Insecta, Hymenoptera, Cynipidae. Gene Ontology annotation, biological process: negative regulation of BMP signaling pathway; ubiquitin-dependent protein catabolic process. Bases 138 to 2858 code for a protein of 906 amino acids. Gene Ontology annotation, molecular function: ubiquitin protein ligase activity; protein binding. The transcript has 9 exons. The record is from RefSeq and is a predicted model, not a curated record.
CACUGUUUAGCUUUAGCAAAGUGCAUGUGUUGGGUGAAGUGUGGGGGGCAUCGCAACUCGCGACCAUUGCACUUAAGCCAUUUAUUUACCAAUUAAAGUGCCGAUGUGCAGGAAAGGGCGUUAAAUGUGCGUGAAAAAUGUCGAAUCCCGGCGGUAGCAGGAGGAACGGGGCGAUGAAGAUCCGCCUGACGAUACUUUGCGCCCGCAAUCUCGCAAGGAAAGAUCUCUUUCGGCUCCCUGAUCCUUUCGCCAAAAUCACUGUUGACGGUUCGGGCCAGUGUCACAGCACCGAUACUUGCAAAGCAACUCUAGAUCCAAAAUGGAAUCAGCAUUAUGAUUUGUGUCUUGGAAGAAAUGACGGGAUUACCAUAUCAGUCUGGAAUCACAGAAAAAUUCAUAAGAAGCAAGGUGGAGGAUUUCUCGGAUGUGUCCGGAUAUUGUCCAACACCAUUCAGAGGCUAAAGGAUACUGGAUAUCAACGAUUGGACCUCUCGAAAGCACACUCUGAAGACACCGAUGUUGUGAAAGGUCAGAUUGUGGUUUCACUUUUAUCUCGGGACGGUCAUAAUGGAGCCGUGAGCAAUACAGUUGGACACAAUGCAGUUGUCGACGUACUUGGCGAUUUGAGUUGUCCUACGGAUCUUCCUGAUGGCUGGGAAGAACGAAGAACGCCGAGUGGUCGACUCUACUAUGUUAAUCAUUUCACGAGAACCACACAGUGGAUCCGUCCAAAUGCCAGGGCCAGUAACACGAUCAUACCAACGACGCCCGAACCGCCACCAGCAGUCUGUCCGGAAUCAACUUUUCCGAGCAGCAGUGCAAGUCCCUUGAACCCAGGAACCGAGAGUCCUCCGCGACCGGCGCACGACUGGAAUCGGGAAAGAACUCCCAAUCGGGAGGGCACUCCGAGCAGAACGCCAAGUCGAGACAGUUCGACGCAAAAUACUCCGACGCAACAGCAAAGUCCGAAUCAGCAGAAUCAGCAGCAGCAGCAGCAGAGCACAAGAAAUACGCCUCCUUCGUCUUCCGUGAGGGAAAGAAGAGCCGUGCCGAGGCCAAAUGACGAACAAAACGGUAAUUCGAGGGGAGAGCAACGUCCGCCGAAUGCGAAUCAACCCCGGAGACCAAAUCGAACAAAUAGAAAUCGGAAUAGUGGACUCAUCAAUGGCGAGAGGCGGAGCGAUGUUCAGCCCUCUGAUUUACCCCGAGGCUACGAAAUGAGGAAAACGCAACAAGGACAGGUUUAUUUCUACCACGUGCCAACCGGCUCGUCAACCUGGCACGAUCCGCGAAUCCCCCGCGAUUUAUCAGCCAACGAAUUGGACCUCGGUCCUCUCCCGAGUGGCUGGGAAAUGCGACAAACUCAGAGCGGCCGGGUUUAUUUUGUCGAUCACAACAACAGAACGACACAGUUCACCGAUCCGAGACUCUCUUCCCAGAUAAUCAACAAUCUGCUGAAACGACAAACGAACGGGACAAAUUUGACAAGCAACACGAGUAAUUCGGGCCCGCGAAAUAAUGAAUCAGUUGUGACAGUCUCGCCAACCACGCCCACAACACCGCCAAACACAAAUCAGCCGAGAGCGUCGCGCGUCGUCGAGCCGCCAACCAAUAAUAAUUCGAUAACCGAGAGCUCGCCGGUCCAGCAGACGGUCUCCGAUCUGCCGAAAGAAUUGAUGGAGAGCGAACUGCUGCCCAAGUACAAGAGAGAUCUUGUCGCGAAGUUGAAGUGUCUCCGGGCGGAAUUGAAUGCCCUGCAGCCGCAGAGUGGACACUGUCGACUCGAGGUGUCGAGGAAUGAGAUAUUUGAGGAGUCGUACAGACUCAUCAUGAAGAUGCGACCCAAAGAUAUGAGAAAAAGACUUAUGGUGAAGUUUCGGGGCGAGGAGGGCUUGGAUUAUGGUGGUGUGGCGCGCGAAUGGCUCUAUUUGCUCUCUCAUGAAAUGUUGAAUCCGCAGUACGGACUCUUCCAGUAUUCGAGGGACGACAAUUACACGCUCCAGAUCAAUCCGGACUCGGGAAUUAAUCCCGAGCACUUGUCCUAUUUUCACUUUGCUGGCAGGAUAAUAGGCAUUGCUGUUUUUCAUGGUCAUCAUGUCGAUGGCGGAUUUACGACACCUUUUUACAAAAUGCUGCUUAACAAAGCGAUCACGCUCAGUGAUAUUGAGGGCGUUGAUCCCGAUCUUCAUCGAAGUCUCACCUGGAUGUUGGAAAACAGUAUAGACGGUGUUCUCGAUGCGACAUUUUCCGUGGAGCACAGUAGUUUCGGCGCGUUGAGGAAUCAUGAAUUGAAACCGGGUGGAAAAGAAAUUGCCGUGACCGAGGAAAACAAGAAAGAGUACGUGCGUUUGUACGUGAAUUAUCGGUUCAUGCGCGGAAUAGAGCAACAGUUUUUGGCCCUGCAAAAAGGAUUUCACGAGUUGAUACCGCCCCAGUUGUUGAGACCGUUCGAUGAACGAGAAUUGGAAUUGGUGAUUGGUGGCUUGGGCAGCAUUGACAUUGGCGACUGGAAGUUGCAUACCAGGCUAAAACAUUGCACGCCCGACACGCCCGUGGUCAAGUGGUUCUGGCAGAUUGUCGAGUCCUACGGCGAAGAGAUGAGAGCAAGACUGCUGCAAUUUGUCACGGGGAGUUCCCGAGUUCCGCUCCAAGGAUUCAAGGCUUUGCAAGGAUCUACAGGAGCUGCUGGACCUCGUCUUUUUACAAUUCACGCGGUAGAUGCACCUAGUGAGAAUUUGCCCAAAGCGCAUACUUGUUUCAAUCGAAUAGAUAUCCCACAGAGCUAUCCGUGUUAUCAGAAGAUGUUGGACAAACUCACACAAGCCGUUGAGGAAACUUGUGGAUUUGCGGUUGAAUAGAUAUUUAACAACACAGAAUCGUUGAAUACGUAAUUUAUUGAAGAGGAUUUAAAAAGCCUUUUUGCCCAUCUUUGUUGGUACGUACCUGCAGAAGAUUGAAGCAGAAACGCGAAACAGAAGAAUCACAUUAACAUUAAGAAACUUGAGCAACGUUGAGCGCGCUCAAGUUUCACCAAUAAUUAAACUAAAACUACCACGCAAUACGAGCCUAUAAUUAUCUGAGCACAAUUUAGGAUUUUUUUCCCUUAAUUUUGUAGAAAAGAUCAAUCGCUCGCUCGUAUGUAUUAUUAAGUCAAUAAUACUAGCAAUUUAUAUAAACAAAUAUUUAUAUUUUCGAGAUCGAAAUACUUCUUCUAUAAAGAAUGAUCUUUUUUGAAUCGUUUACAAGUAAAUUUAAAAGAAAAAAUGUUGUGCAAAUUUAAUUUGUAUAUAGUUCUAAAAGUUGUGUUCUAUCUAUUUAAGUGGCUAUUCUCAUGUAGAAAGGGCCCACUUUGUCGAUUCCAUUUUUUUUUUCGGCGAUAAUCCCGAUUUUGUAACUGAAAUUCGAAAUUUAUAAUUUUCUGUUUUCGGUUCACUCGUAUGCAUGAAAAUUUGUGUUUUCGUUAGGAAAUAAAAUGCGCAAGUGCAUAUUAAAUAGACUUUUAUAUGCGAUAACUUUAUUAUCAUUAUUUAUGCUUCUAUUUUUAAUUUUGUAUCGACAAAGUGGCGCUCAAAAAUAAUUAAUUUCAUUACGGUGCAUUCAGUUAUUACGUCACACUUUUUUUUUGUUUUGUUAUAUUCUAUCUUGUAGUACCAAGGUUUCAAUUCAUUUUUUUUUUCUUUUUUCAUAAUUUUAUUUAAGGGCAUGUGACACAGCUAAAUACCUAUAUUACCGACCUCACUUUUUCAGUUCAC